AUGUAUGUCAUCAGUAAUAUCUACUUCAUUACGGCCAUCGCCUGUAUAGGUGGUGCGCUUUUCGGUUUUGACAUCUCGUCGAUGUCCGCCAUUAUCGGUACCGAUGCAUACAACCAAUACUUCGGCCCGAAUAUCCCUUCGGACACUCAGGGUGGUAUCACAGCCGCCAUGCCCGGUGGUUCGUUCGUUGGUGCACUUUGCUCUGGUUGGCUUUCAGAUAAGCUUGGUCGUAAAUAUACUAUCCAGAUCGGUGCCAUCAUCUGGUGUAUCGGAUCAAUCAUCAUCUGCGCUUCUCAAAACAUUGGAAUGCUUGUUGCCGGCCGUUUUAUCAACGGUUUCUCCGUUGGUAUCUGUUCAGCCCAGGUCCCCGUGUACAUCACCGAGAUUGCACGCGCCGAUAUCCGUGGUCGUCUUGUCGGAUGCCAGCAGUGGGCCAUCACCUGGGGUAUCAUGAUCAUGUUUUACAUCUCAUUCGGCUGCUCCUACCUUAAGGGAACAUCAUCUUUCCGUAUUCCAUGGGGUCUUCAGAUGGUCCCCGCCAUCAUCUUGUUUUUCGGUCUGUUCUUCUUGCCAGAAUCGCCCAGAUGGUUAGCCAGGCAGGAUAGGUGGGAGGAAAGCGAGAAUGUGAUCGCCUUGAUGCACGGGGGUGGUGAUCGCACCAGCCCAUAUGUUGCCCAGGAGAUUCAGGAUAUCAGGGCCUUGGUUGAAUUUGAAAGGAGCAAUGCGGAUGCGACCUUCUUGGAAUUGUUCAAGCCAAAGAUGAUUAUGAGGACUCACAUCGGUCUUUUCACCCAGAUCUGGUCCCAACUUACUGGCAUGAACGUCAUGAUGUACUACAUUACUUACGUCUUCGCCAUGGCUGGUCUCACCGGUAACACCCUUCUCGUCUCCUCGUCUAUCCAGUACGUUAUCAACGUCGCCAUGACCUUCCCGGCCUUGGUCUACAUGGAUCGCUUCGGACGUCGUCCCACCCUUCUCAUUGGCUCUACCCUCAUGAUGACCUGGUUGUUCGCCAACGCUGGUCUCCUCGCCUCUUACGGUCACGCCGCUCCCCCUGGUGGAAUUGACGGUGUUGCUGCAGCCUCUUGGGAAGUCGGUGGUCACGCCUCAAAGGCCGUCAUUGCCUGCUCAUACCUGUUCGUGGCCUCAUACGCCGUUACCUGGGGCCCUGUCUCAUGGGCGUACCCUCCGGAGUUGUUCCCUCUCCGUCUCCGUGGUCGUGCCGUCGCCAUCUGUACCUCCGCCAACUGGAUCUUCAACUUUGCGCUGGGUUACUUUGUGCCUCCAGCGUUCGAGAACAUCAAGUGGAAGGUUUACAUCGUCUUUGGUGUGUUCUGCGCAGCAAUGACCAUCCACGUCUUCUUCUUGUUCCCAGAGACCGCCGGAAAGAGUUUAGAGGAGAUUGAGGAGAUGUUUGAGGAGAAGACCCCAGCGUGGAGGACUCACGUUUCAAAGGAGAUUCGCCCUGUGCAUCUUGGAAAGUCCGGUGGCGAAUUCUCCGAGAAGCCGGUUACCGAGCACUCUGAUUCUGCCGUUUAA
Morchella importuna is the source of this 1539-nucleotide messenger RNA. RefSeq lists its product as uncharacterized. The record is from RefSeq and is a predicted model, not a curated record. Gene Ontology annotation, cellular component: membrane. Lineage: Eukaryota; Fungi; Ascomycota; Pezizomycetes; Pezizales; Morchellaceae. The coding region runs from base 1 to 1539 and encodes 512 amino acids. Gene Ontology annotation, biological process: carbohydrate transport; transmembrane transport. The transcript is spliced from 3 exons. Gene Ontology annotation, molecular function: carbohydrate:proton symporter activity.